UAUCUUCACCCUAACAUUCAAACUUAACGUGGGUUUUAGCACGCCCCCGCCCUACCUCCUCCCAAAGCCCUUAUUUGCCCAUCCUUGCCUUACAAGCUCAGAACGAGCAGGCAACGGAAUGGCUGGUCUUGGGAGCAGGCGGUUGAGAUGCCAGGGUUUGGAGGCUAAGGGCUGGGGGUUGUGAGCGAGGACCUUCCCGCGUCUGCUACUCGUCCUCGCAGUUUCCUCCGCGCCCACUAGAAGGCGCCGGGGCGCUCGCAUUCCCCGCGCGGAGCCGAAGCAGCCGCAACCAGCCGGGAGCCUAACCGCGCGGCGCUGCGGUGCGAAGAGCCGGGAGGCCGCCAGAGCCCUCCCCGCGCUGCCAGUGGGACACGGAGCCAAGGAUCCCCGGUUUUGCCCCCGGGGCCGGGGUGCAACGGAUUCUUAACUUGGUCCUCGCGCCCCGCCAACCGCCCCCGGGCAGGAAACGCCCAGAACCACCACCGAGCCGCGCUCCACAAAAGCCCCGAGAGUUCCAAGGCGGGAGGGGUCGGGCGCGCUCCAGAGGCAGGAGGGUCCCCCACACCCUCAGGCUCACGCCCAGCUCCCCCAUCGAUCAGCCCCUAGCCCCAUGAGGACCCUCAGGCGGGGGCUGAGAGCCGGCACAGCCUGGACCGAAAUUUUGCCGCUGCCUUAGAGCAUUAGACAGGAUGUGGCUGGGCCGCCGGGCCCUGUGCGCGCUGGUCCUUCUGGUCGCCUGCGCCUCGCUGGGGCUCCUGUACGCGAGCACCCGGGACGCGCCCGGCCUCCAGGCACCUCUUGCGCCGUGGGCGCCCCCGCAGAGCCCCCGCAGGCCCGAGCUGCCAGAUCUUGCUCCUGAGCCCCGCUACGCACACAUCCCGGUCAGGAUCAAGGAGCAAGUAGUGAGGCUGCUGGCUUGGAACAACUGCAGUUGUGAGUCCAGUGGGGGGGGCCUCCCCCUCCCCUUCCAGAAACAAGUCCGAGCCAUUGACCUCACCAAGGCCUUUGACCCUGCAGAGCUGAGCGCUGCCUCUGCCACAAGAGAGCAGGAGUUCCAGGCCUUUCUGUCAAGGAGCCAGUCCCCAGCUGACCAACUGCUCAUAGCCCCUGCCAACUCCCCGCUCCAGUACCCCCUACAAGGUGUGGAAGUUCAGCCCCUCAGGAGCAUCUUGGUGCCAGGGCUGAGCCUUCAGGCAGCUUCUGGUCAGGAGGUAUACCAGGUAAACCUGACUGCCUCCCUAGGUACCUGGGACGUGGCAGGGGAAGUGACUGGAGUGACUCUCAUUGGAGAGGGGCAGGCAGAUCUCACCCUUGUCAGCCGAGGGCUGGACCAACUCAACAGGCAACUACAACUGGUCACUUACAGCAGCCGAAGCUACCAGACCAACACAGCAGACACAGUCCGGUUCUCCACUGAGGGACAUGAGGCUGCUUUCACCAUCCGCAUAAGACACCCACCCAACCCUCGGCUGUACCCACCUGGGUCUCCACCCCAGGGAGCCCAGUACAACAUCAGCGCUCUAGUCACGAUUGCCACCAAGACCUUCCUCCGUUAUGAUCGGCUACGGGCUCUCAUCACCAGUAUCCGCCGCUUCUACCCAACGGUUACCGUGGUCAUCGCCGACGACAGCGACAAGCCAGAGCGCGUUAGUGGCCCCUACGUGGAACACUAUCUCAUGCCCUUCGGCAAGGGCUGGUUCGCAGGCCGGAACCUGGCGGUGUCCCAAGUAACCACCAAGUACGUGCUGUGGGUGGACGACGACUUCGUCUUCACCGCGCGGACGCGGCUGGAGAGGCUUGUGGACGUGCUGGAGCGGACGCCCCUGGACCUGGUGGGGGGCGCGGUGCGCGAGAUCUCCGGCUUCGCCACCACUUACCGGCAGCUGCUGAGCGUGGAGCCCGGCGCCCCAGGCCUCGGGAACUGCCUCCGGCAAAGGCGCGGCUUCCACCAUGAGCUCGUCGGCUUCCCAGGCUGCGUGGUUACCGACGGCGUGGUUAACUUCUUCCUGGCGCGGACUGACAAGGUGCGCGAGGUCGGCUUCGACCCCCGCCUCAGCCGCGUGGCUCAUCUGGAAUUCUUCUUGGAUGGGCUUGGUUCCCUUCGGGUUGGCUCCUGCUCCGACGUCGUGGUGGAUCAUGCAUCCAAAUUGAAGCUGCCUUGGACAUCAAGGGAUGCCGGGGCAGAGACUUAUGCCCGGUACCGUUAUCCAGGAUCAUUGGAUGAGAGCCAGAUGGCCAAACACCGGCUGCUCUUCUUCAAACACCGGCUGCAGUGCAUGACCUCCCAGUGAUGGCCCGCAGGGGAUUUCUGACUCUCAGGCUGGGCCUGCCUCCUUGUCCCUGCCAGGAAUUUCCAACAAACCCCACCCACCCUGUGAGCACUCUACUGGCAGUCCCUGAGCCUCUAGUUCCUCACUCUUCUUUUUCAGAACCUUAUGCCCAAUAGGGGUUGUCCUGGUGACACCCCUCCUUUUUCGAGUGCCCAGAGGCCUGGUGGAGCCAUAACCUCUCCCACAGCCAGUGCCAAGUCCUCCCCCUCCCCAUUCUCAUGGGGCAGGAAAUGGGGGGAUCACUUUCCAAGUGCCAAAGAGCCCAGGGGGACUCUUAAGAACCUAAGGUGGAAACACUGUCCUCUCAUCUUCUUGGGACUGAGGGGGUGGGGAAGUUCCCCAACACAUAAUCCCAAGACUACCCCUCACCCGCAUCUUCAGAUCCAGUACCCUGUGUACCUGCUCCAGCCCCACCCUCACAGAGAUAACUUGUGGCACUGGGGCUGGGGUGAGGGCCAGCGAACACAUGGUGAAAGCCAUUCUUAGUUGUGUCUCUGCAAUGCUGUGGGCACAAAAGACGGAGCACCAAAGUCCCUGUGCAAACACCUAGACUCACUUCCUGGA
Messenger RNA from Chlorocebus sabaeus (green monkey), 2894 nucleotides. It is a transcript of the gene B4GALNT1, whose product is annotated as beta-1,4-N-acetyl-galactosaminyltransferase 1. Gene Ontology annotation, molecular function: acetylgalactosaminyltransferase activity. Gene Ontology annotation, cellular component: Golgi membrane. Gene Ontology annotation, biological process: ganglioside biosynthetic process. Lineage: Eukaryota; Metazoa; Chordata; Mammalia; Primates; Cercopithecidae. The record is from RefSeq and is a predicted model, not a curated record.